Messenger RNA from Eremomyces bilateralis CBS 781.70, 378 nucleotides. RefSeq names its product putative heterokaryon incompatibility protein 6, OR allele. Lineage: Eukaryota; Fungi; Ascomycota; Dothideomycetes; Eremomycetales; Eremomycetaceae. The record is from RefSeq and is a predicted model, not a curated record. The transcript has a single exon. The annotation marks the transcript as partial.
CUGGCAAGAGUUAGAGAUGACUGUUUCUUUGGGGCGGUAGACCUCUUGCAGAAUGGCAUCAAGUAUAUCACGGAACACCAAAUCAAACGUAAGGUGUACCAGCUCUUGGCCAACAAAGCUACCCAGCUCGAGGCCAGGGCCAGUGCGGCGCAUGUGAAGCUAGACUCAGAGAUUAUGGGAAAGAGCUUAGGGCGACUUCCAUUCAUCACUAGAGAAGGCAACCUGGUCCUCUCUUCCGAGCAUGUCAAGCGUGGCGACUUCAUUGCACUAAUCAGAGGAGCGCAAGUUCCCUUUGUUCUUCGACGUCAAAGCGGUGAAAUUUAUCAGCUCAUUAGCGAAGCGUAUGUCGAUGGGAUUAUGGACGGUGAGGUGAUAGAG